CUCGCUCUGGCAGGGAUAAAAGGAUCAUAGCAUGACAAAGAGUUGCUGUGCUCAGCUCCGCCUGCUGGUGGUGGUAUAGGAGACGAGCGCAAGAGAGAGGACGGACCCCAAGCAACAAGCAAAAAGCCCUCACGUGCUCUCUGCUACUAGCUCAUCCUCGGGGUUAAACUUUGUCAGCAAUAUUGCCUAGGCCCGCCCACCCAUCCUCUCCCCCUCUCCUAUUCUUCUUCUUCUUCUUCUUCUUUCUCUCCUCUCCUCUCUUCUCUGCUGCUCUUUCCUCAUCUCUCUCGCGCCCUCUCGCAACUGUUGAUCUUUGCUGCAGUGCGGUGUAGUAGUGCUUGCUGGCUUUCUUACCCCUUCUGCUCAGCUCUCUCUCUUCUUCUCUCUUCUUCCCCCAUCUCACUCUCUCCCCCGCUCUCUCUCGCCUGCCUGCCUCCCCGCACCUCUCUCUCGGCUCUCUAUGCGUGCAUGAGCGAGCGAGAGCGAGCGUGAGGGAGCGAGCGAGCGAAGUUGCAACUUCUUGUUGGCUUUUCUAGGUCAAUCCUAAUUAUAGAGUUCUCCGUGCCUCCCGAACCUUACAGUGUUACCUCGCGAGGACAAAGAAUUUAGCAGCGCAGAAGAAGCAACGACAGCAGCGGCAGCGAGCGAGCAGCAGCAGCUCGUGCUUGUGUGUGCGUGUGUGUCUGUCUCUCUUUCCUACAAAGAGUUCUUGGGGUUCCGCAGGAAUGAGAAGUAAAUUUCAUUGCAAUCUCAACUCCAUGGUGGCUGCUCGACGAAGCUGCCUCCUGCAGAACUACGCCGCUUCCUGUGGACAAUGAGGCUGCGCAACAACGACAACAACAACAACACAGUGCAGCAGCAGCAGCAGCGCCGCCCGUGUACCUUAGUAGUGUUCACAUUGUAUUGAUGGUGGCAGCGUCGAGUCGGCGAUUCACGAAUCCUCCGACAUCCAGGCGCUAGCUAGCUAACUACUGCUGCCGAUCGAUUCUGUGCCAGUCCUGGACAAGUGUGCUCUAUCGGAUUGAGAUUGUGGUUUCCUUCUGGCCCUUUCCCCAGUGCCUGCGUGCGUGGGUACGUGCGUGCCGUCCUUCCUUCCAUCCUGGGUUACCUGCCGCCGUUUCGUCUCGUCUUUACCAGGCCUGAUCGGCGGUGAUACGACAUAGGGAUAGAUCUUGCGAGGUCGACGAGGAGUUGUACGCACACUAGCUGGUUCGAGCGAGCGAGCGAGCAUCGAGCUCACAGGUUGUUUCAGGAGUCAUCAACAGGGUUGGCUCGUAAGGCAGUAGCUGGGCUCGGAAGUAGGUCCUACCAACAAACGAUUAGAUCUGAAACUGGCGAGAGAAAGGGAACCGGAGCAGUCGAGCAGUCGACCUUCUCUCGGUCGUCCGAGGCCGGGUCUGUGAGGCGUUCGACGCGCGAAGCCAGCUCGCUUCCCCCGCGGCUCGGACGAUGAUGCGAGCUUGAUUACUGAUUGCGAGAGCGAAAAUGGAAUGAGUCAAUCCGAGUGAGGAUUAUUCGGCCAGUCGGUGCGAACGGGUUCAUAUCAGUGCAGCAGCAGCUGUUGUUGACUCGAAGCGGAAACGCCGUCGUCGUCAUCAUCAUCAGAUUGGGCGCUGCAGUUAUAACAGGUGCAGCCUACAUUGAUACGAGCUUCGGGUUGUGGUGCUCGCAGUGCUGGACGAUCGUUCCUCGUCCACCUGGUUCGUCGGUUCCAAGCUUCGUCUCGGUGCCAGCAACAAGGGGCUUCAGGCUCGAGAACAGUCCCCGCUACUCCUCCCGGAAGAGAGCGUGUACAUCAGAGCGAGUGAUUGAGAGACAGUGAGACGAGAGUGAGUGAGAGAGUGUGUGUGUGAGAGAGGUAGAGAGAGAGAGCGAGGGAGGGAGCGAAUCCGAUCCGCGAGCUCUCGGAAAACCAAAAACACCCCUACCCCUUAAAAGUUAGCGAAAAUAGAUCCGUUAUUCAUGUUGAGUGAUGACCCUCUGGGCGCCCUCGCUAAUGGAGUGGGGCCGUCGGGAAGCGGGGGCGGACCUGGACCCGGAGGAAAUCAGAUGCAGCUGCACAACGCCAACCACAAUGUGGAGCAAGAGGUGGCCCAGCAAGCGAAGCCGGCUGCUGCACCGAGCCGCUACGAGUCGCAGAAGAGGCGGGACUGGAACACGUUCGGACAAUACCUCAAGAAUCACCGACCGCCUCUCGCCCUCGCGCGCUGCAGCGGAAAUCACGUCCUGGAGUUCCUGCGGUACCUGGAUCAAUUCGGCAAGACCAAAGUGCAUUUACCGUCGUGCCACUUCUUCGGCCUGCCCAACCCCCCGCACCCUUGCCCCUGCCCGCUUCGCCAGGCCUGGGGCUCGCUGGACGCGCUCAUAGGCCGCCUGCGAGCGGCAUUUGAGGAGAAUGGAGGCAAGCCCGAGUCCAAUCCGUUCGGCGCCCGCGUCGUCCGUCUGUAUCUGCGCGAGGUGCGCGAAAUGCAAGCCAAGGCCCGAGGGAUCGCGUACGAGAAGAAGAAGCGAAAGAGACCCCCGCCGGCGGGCGCCACCUCGUCCGAACAAGCGCUUCCGCAGGGCCACGCUCAGACGAACCCGCUGACGGGCUAUAGCCACCAGCAGCACCAACAACAGCAGAACCCCGGGCUCACGCAUCCGCUAAACGGUUACACUCCCAAUAGCAACCCCCUCUCGCCCUUCUCGCAGCAGCUCCACACCAGCAACCUCCUCCACGGCUACACGCCCAAUAGCAACCCUCUGAAUCCGUUCGCGCAGCCCAACCCCCUCAGUGCGUAUCAAGAGCUCCAACAACACCACCACAACAAUCAACAUCACACGGCAGGUCCGCUCCUCAGUUGACUCGCGGCCCCCGACUUGCAACAACAACAUGACCAACAACAACAUCAUCAGCAGCAGCAGCAGCAACACCAGCAGCAGCAGCAACAACACUAAAUCCUGACUCUUCCUUUGCCUGUACCAGUGUAUUCGAGUCAGGGUUUCGGAAGCGUUCACGUGUGUUAGUUCACAGCUGCUAGCUUCGAGAUAGAAGUUAGAGCUGUCUACUACCAACCAAUCCAUGUGUACCAUGUCUAUCAAAGUGUUGAGAAGUCAUCGUUGGAGUGAGUAUCGGGGGGAUUGUCGUCGACAAACUGCUACCGUGAGUGAGUGAGUGAGUGAGAGAGUGUGAGUGAGUGAGUGAUGCUACUCCGUUUAUUACUGCUACAUUCAAGCUGAACCAAUCUUUUUUCCCUCUUGCGAGGACCGUGUUACACAAAUUUGGAGUCUCGCUCUCCAUGCACCCUAGCCCCCUUUUUUUCAAUCUUCAAUGUCCGUCCGGUCCGCCUCUCGGUCUAAGCAGCCCAGUCCUACACAAUUAUGUACCAAUACCGGGUCGCUGAACUCUUCUGUGCGAGUGACUUUAAUUUUUAUUUGGGAUCUGGGUGCGCCUUGUUUCUUCCAUCAGUCCAGAAGAAGUACUCCAUUCCAUUCCGGAAAUACACCAUGCCCGCGAGCGCGAGCGCUACCCAGCAGCAGUCAUGCCUGCGCCCUGGCAUGACAGACCAGCAGCAACAGCACCGGCGGGUGGGUCUCCAUCGAAGGAAGACACAGCCAGCCAUGAUACGAUGCGGAUCAUCAUGGUGGAUGCGUUUUCCGUGACAAUUCGACAGUCGCCAGCGCUCAGAAGGAGAUGAAGAAGAUGACGAGUGCCCUUUUUUACCUUCGGUCUGGUGGAAGCAACAAGUCUCGAUAUGAAUGCUCGAAGUGCGCUGGCUAGCGGGCAGGCCGGUCCGACAUCCGACCGUCCGUCCGCCCGUUAGCUGGAGAGCAUUCUUCGUCGUCACCGUCCUACGGGUGAUACCAAUAUUUCUACAUCGCAGCAGUCCUGAUAGUUCAAAGAACGCUUCUCGGAAAUGAUUGUACAGCGGCGAAGCAUACCCUUGCCUGCCAUUGGCCAUCUUACCCUUGAGAGGUGUACUCAAGUUUUUUUCCCCUUCGAGAGAGAUGUACACCGACUAAGGCUGAGGUUGGCCAUCAGCGCAAUUCUGCUUCAGUUUUCAAAUAAAAGGCUUCAAAGAAGUUUCGAUUGAUCUAUUCACGAUUGCUAGCAAGCUGUGCUCCGAACUAGGACUUCACAGUCACUACCAAGUGUACAAAGCAGUGGGCCAUCCUCGGACUCACUCAGUUCACGCAGUUCCCAAGACUCUGGAACUGCAGUGGUUGGAGAAUUGUUCUUCUGUAAAAGUUUAGGCAGGAAUGAAAUAUUGAAGAAUCGUAGAUUGUUAGGAAAGUUUUCAAUUAGCUAGUCGUCAGUCAAUGAGAGAUCUCAGUAGUUCAAAUCUCUUGGUAGGAUGCGCUGCAAUUGUCACACACCGCUUGUAAGUGGGCACAUCAGCUGCUUACAGGUAACUGCCGGUGGAUUACAUCUCUUGAACCUACCAAAUCAUGUUAGUUUCUUGAUGAGUGUGCGGCUACCUUUUCAGAUCCAGCACAAGAUAGAAAGGAAGAUUUGUCCCACCUCGGAGCUGCAAGUUCAUCAGGAUUUCACUCAAUUUGUUUCCCGGCCCGGACCCCGUGUACGUGUCGGCCGGGACAACGAUGAUGAUGAUGAUAUAAUGUUAAUCUUCGUAGGUUCAUUGAGGGAUCACUCCGUUAGACACAACCUGGAUCCAGCCUUACUAAUAAAGCUUGGGGACCUUUACUCCGUUGCAGUUCGUUUCU
This is a messenger RNA of Marchantia polymorpha subsp. ruderalis, 4704 nucleotides long. Lineage: Eukaryota; Viridiplantae; Streptophyta; Marchantiopsida; Marchantiales; Marchantiaceae. The record is from the annotation of a GenBank genome assembly.